AAAAACCUGGGGGGAGGCCCCCAAUUUUGAGUGGAGAAAGUGAACUUUUCAACUGCGAUGCCCAUCUUGCAGCCUAUAAAAGGUUAGCUUUCUGGCUUACUGGCACACCUUGUGGCCACCUUCCCCAGGCUAUGGAUCUCUCCAACAACAGCUUGUCUCUCUCAGUGCGCACCCCCGGACUACCCCGGCGGCUCUCCUCGCAGAGUGUGAUAGCAGGCAGACCCAGGGGCAUGUCUGCUUCCAGUGUUGGCAGUGGCUAUGGGGGAAGCACCUUCGGCUUUGGAGCCAGCUCUGGGGGAGGCUUUUCUGCUGUUUCCAUGUUUGGUUCUAGUUCAGGCUUUGGGGUUGGCUCUGGAAGUUCCAUGGCAGGAGGACUGGGUUCUGGUUAUGGGAGAGCCGUGGGUGGAGGUGGCUUUGGAGGGCUGGGGAUGGGAUUUGGGGGGAGCCAAGGAGGUGGCUCUCUAGGUAUUCUCUCUGGCAAUGAUGGAGGCCUUCUUUCUGGAUCAGAAAAGGAAACUAUGCAAAAUCUUAAUGAUAGAUUAGCUUCCUACCUGGAUAAGGUUCGAGCUCUAGAAGAGGCUAAUACUGAGCUAGAGAACAAAAUUCGAGAAUGGUAUGAAACACGAGGAACUGGGGCUGGAGAUGCUUCACAGAACGAUUACAGCAAGUAUUAUCCACUGAUUGAAGACCUCAGGAAUAAAAUCAUUUCAGCCAGCAUUGGAAACGCCCAGCUCCUCCUACAGAUCGACAACGCCAGACUGGCCGCCGAGGACUUCAGGAUGAAGUAUGAGAACGAACUGGCCCUGCGCCAGGGCGUAGAAGCCGAUAUCAAUGGCCUGCGCCGGGUGCUGGACGAGCUGACCAUGACCAGGACCGAUCUGGAGAUGCAGGUCGAGAGCCUGAAUGAGGAGCUGGCCUACAUGAAGAAGAACCAUGAGGAGGAGCUCCAAAGCUUCCGGGUGGGCGGCCCAGGCGAGGUCAGCGUGGAAAUGGAUGCUGCCCCCGGAGUGGACCUCACCAGGCUCCUCAACGAUAUGCGGGCGCAGUAUGAAACCAUCGCCGAGCAGAAUCGGAAGGACGCUGAAGCCUGGUUCAUUGAAAAGAGCGGGGAGCUCAGGAAGGAGAUCAGCACUAACACCGAGCAGCUUCAGUCCAGCAAGAGCGAGGUCACCGACCUGCGUCGUGCAGUUCAGAACCUGGAGAUCGAGCUGCAGUCCCAGCUUGCCAUGGUAGGCUCGUGCGCAAAAAAGAUGCAGCAUCCUUUGGACUUCCAAAGAAAAUGCUGCGUCCAAAUUACAUUAGCCCGUUGGCUGCCCUCCUCUUUUCGGUCCCCUCCAUCGUUACGUCUCUACUGUUUCCCUCCCACGUGCAGAAGAAAUCCCUGGAGGACUCGUUGGCCGAAGCCGAGGGCGAUUACUGCGCGCAGCUGUCCCAGGUGCAGCAACUCAUCAGCAACCUGGAGGCGCAGCUGCUGCAGGUGCGCGCGGACGCAGAGCGCCAGAACGUGGACCACCAGCGGCUGCUUAAUGUCAAGGCCCGCCUGGAGCUGGAGAUUGAGACCUACCGCCGCCUGCUGGACGGGGAGGCCCAAGGUGAUGGUUUGGAUGAAAGUUUAUUUGUGACAGAUUCCAAAUCACAAGCACAGUCAACUGAUUCCUCUAAAGACCCAACCAAAACCAGAAAAAUCAAGACAGUUGUGCAAGAGAUGGUGAAUGGUGAGGUGGUCUCAUCUCAAGUUCAGGAAAUUGAAGAACUAAUGUAAAAUGUCACAAGAUCUGCCCCAUGAUUGGCUCCUUAGGAACAAGAAAUUUAUAAAUAGAAAUUAUUCCUUUCUGUAUUAGUUCAACAUUUUGUCUGUUUCAUUUUCUUUGGAUUCCCUAUUCACACUGAGUCCUUUUUGCCCUUCUGAACCAAUAUCCAGUCACAAGUCAUUUUGAUCAUGUUGAUCUCUAUAACAAAUCAAAAUUACCUUAUAUCUUUCUGGACAUGGAGUAGUCUUUUAAUGAACUUUCUUCUGGUAACCUGGAAUAUUUUUUAAUCAUAGAGCUUUAAUCAAGUAGUAUUGUUUUAGUAGAGUUAAUCGUAAUAAAAGAUGAAUGGUAAUAAUGUGAAA
Sapajus apella (tufted capuchin) is the source of this 2113-nucleotide messenger RNA. RefSeq names its product keratin 12 (gene KRT12). The record is from RefSeq and is a predicted model, not a curated record. The transcript has 7 exons. Gene Ontology annotation, molecular function: structural molecule activity. NCBI's taxonomy places the organism in Eukaryota, Metazoa, Chordata, Mammalia, Primates, Cebidae. Bases 132 to 1622 code for a protein of 496 amino acids.